Molecule: messenger RNA, 1420 nt
Organism: Dermatophagoides pteronyssinus (European house dust mite)
Lineage: Eukaryota; Metazoa; Arthropoda; Arachnida; Sarcoptiformes; Pyroglyphidae
Product: protein IWS1 homolog
Biological process (GO): poly(A)+ mRNA export from nucleus
Cellular component (GO): nucleus
Source: RefSeq, a predicted model, not a curated record
UAUCGCGAGAUCGAUGUAAACAAAUUUUUUUCUGUUUUGUUUUUGCUUUUAGCGACAAUUUCUUUUUUUCGAUAAUAAUUGAAAAAUUAUAUUUGGUUUAAAUCAUCAAUUCUAUAAUAAAUUUUAAUUUUUCCCAUUCAAUAAUGAGUGAAACCGAAACUAUUGUUCGAGAUAUUUUUGGUGAUAGUGAUGAAAGUGAUGAUGAAUUCGAAGGAUUUGAUGGUGAUGUUGGUGGAGAAAAAUCUCCGGAUAAUCAACAACAAUCUGAUGAUAAAAAUGAGGAUAAUGAUGAUGAAAAAAAAUCUAAUGACGAUAAAGAAUUUGGUUCAGAAGAUUCAUCGGAUGAAGAAAUUUCAGCAAAUCGUCCGGUAGAAUUGGAUGAAGAAAAAGAAUCUGAAGAACAAAUUGCCAAAGAGGCAAUACCCGAUAUAUCCGAUAGUGAUGAAAGAUCCGAUGAUGAUGAUGAUAUUAAUCGAAAUGAAAGACAUGGUAUGAUGUAUGACUUUGAUAUAAUGUUACAAAAACGUAAAGAAAUGAAUUCAAGACGAAGGCGACGAAAAAAUAUUGAUAUUAUCAAUGAUAGUGAUGAUAUAAUUGCCGAAUUGAUACAUGAUAUGAGACAAGCAGCUGAUGAGGAUUUUGAAUUGAAUCGUAAUCGUCAAACUGCUACACGAAAAUUGAAAAUGAUGUCAUUAGUUGAAACACAAUUGAAAAAGAUUGAUCUUCGUGAAGCAUUAUUGGAUUCAGGAAUUCUAAGCGUUAUUACCGAUUGGUUGACUAGAUUACCUGAUGGUAGUUUACCACAUUUACAGAUUCGUGAAAAAUUACUUAGAAUUUUAAGUGAAUUUAAUAUCGAUGAUAUUGAUCGUAUUAAAGCAAGUGGUAUUGGAAAAGCUGUCAUGUAUCUGUAUAAACAUCCAAAAGAAACGAAAGAAAAUAAAAAAAUCGCUGGUCAAUUAAUUGCCAAUUGGUCUAGGCCUAUAUUCAAUAUGGAUUCCGAUUUUCAUGCCAUUAGCCGUGAUCAACGUGAAAAACGUGAUUUCGAACAUAUGGCCAAAUUCAAACGAAGUCAAUCAGAUUCGGGUGAAGCUUCAAGUUCAAAAAUGGCUAAAACCGAACAAAGAAUUAUUCGUCCGGGUGAAAAAGGUUGGGUACCUCGUGCACGUGUACCGAUGCCAUCAAUGAAAGAUUAUGUUGUACGUCCAAAAUCAACCGUAGAAAUGGAUUUGUCACGAAUAACAAGUAAAAAACCCAUUACAAAAUUGGAAAAACAUAUGCGAAAUUUUCGCGAAAUGAAAAAAAUAAACAAAAUGAAUCGUGCUAUACCUAUAAGUAUCGAAGGAAGAAAAAUGGCAUUAUGAUUCAUUUUUUUCAAUUUUUUAUUCUUGAAUAUAAAUUUCUCGUUUUAUUUUUAUUAUUA